This is a messenger RNA of Penicillium malachiteum, 1449 nucleotides long. RefSeq names its product ammonium transporter. The record is from RefSeq and is a predicted model, not a curated record. Gene Ontology annotation, molecular function: ammonium channel activity. NCBI's taxonomy places the organism in Eukaryota, Fungi, Ascomycota, Eurotiomycetes, Eurotiales, Aspergillaceae. The transcript is spliced from 7 exons. Bases 1 to 1449 code for a protein of 482 amino acids. Gene Ontology annotation, biological process: ammonium transmembrane transport. Gene Ontology annotation, cellular component: plasma membrane.
AUGUCUUCCUCGUUGACAGACACUGAUCCCAACUGGUUGAAUAAAGGAGAUCAAGCAUGGCAGCUCACAGCAGGCACGCUGGUUGCCUUGCAAUCGAUCCCAGGCCUGGCGAUUCUCUACGCCGGCUUCGUGAAGAAGAAGUGGGCAAUUAAUUCUGCCUUCAUGGUCUUCUACGCCUUCGCAGCAACACUGAUAUGUUGGGUCAUCUGGGCAUACAAGAUGGGAUUCGGCGAGCAAUGGGGCAAGUUCCCACUAGUAGGCGCACCAGGCCCAGUCUUGACAAUGCAAGAUAAUCUCGUCCAAGCCAAAAUACCCGCUGCAGGGGAGUCAGCAAACUAUAACAUGUCAACUAUGAUAUACUUCCAGUUUGUCUUCGCUGCUAUCACGGUCGUUAUUAUUGGAGGGUCAUUGCUUGGUCGAAUGAACUUUCUAGCUUGGAUGGUUUUUGUUCCGCUUUGGAUUACAUUCAGUUAUGUUGUUGGGGCAUUCAGUAUCUGGGGUGGUGGCUUCCUGUAUCAGAAAGGUGUUCUCGAUUACUCGGGCGGCUAUGUCAUUCAUCUCAGUUCUGGGACUGCAGGUUUUACCGCUGCUUAUUGGCUCGGUCCCCGCCUGAAACGAGACAAAGACUCCUUCUUCCCGAAUAACGUCCUACUGAUGCUCGUCGGUGCCGGUCUACUAUGGACAUGCUGGAAUGGUUUCAAUGGAGGUGAUCCAUACGCUGCUAGUCCCGAUGCUGGAGUUGCUGUACUCAACACCAAUAUUUGCACCGCAACAAGUCUUCUCGUCUGGACAUGCCUCGACUAUAUCUUCUUCAAGAAACCCUCUGUUAUCGGCGCGGUACAAGGCGAGAUUACUGGCCUUGUGGCUAUUACUCCGGCCGCUGGCUUUGUCACAGGGUGGGGUGCGAUAAUCAUUGGACUAUGCUCUGGUUCUAUUCCCUGGAUUACAAUGAAUGUUGCAGGAAGAACACAGAUAAUGCAAAAAGUCGAUGACGUUAUGCAAGUGGUCCACACCCACAUGGUUGCCGGGUUUCUUGGUGGAUUUCUUACUGGAAUCUUUGCUACAGCAGAUGGAUGCGCUGCAUUCGGGCUAACCACCCCUGGAGGAGCAAUUGACGGCAAUGGAAAGCAAGUCUGGCUCCAGAUUGUGGGUGGAUUAUUCAUCAUUGGAUUGAAUGUUUUCAUGACCACUUUGAUCUGCUUGUUCAUUCAAUAUGUGCUUCGGAUCCCGCUACGUAUGAAAGAGGAGCAUCUUAUGGUGGGUGAUGAUGCCGUUCAUGGCGAAGAAGCCUAUGCUCUUUUCUUUGAGGGUGAAAGAAGCCAUAUAAGUCUUCAAGGAGCAGCCCUUGAAAGCGGUCAUAUUACAGACACUGUUAGCCUUCAGAACAUCCAUAAGGCUGAGCCCCUGUCCCAUGGCAGUCCUUCUGGCUCUGCGAUCAAAUCGGAUUGA